Castor canadensis (American beaver) is the source of this 618-nucleotide messenger RNA. Lineage: Eukaryota; Metazoa; Chordata; Mammalia; Rodentia; Castoridae. The record is from RefSeq and is a predicted model, not a curated record.
AUGGAGGUUGGUCAGGGUGGAAGGACUGGUGAGCAGAUGGUGCUUAUCCCACCACCUGAAUUACGUUUCCUUUACAAGUUGGGAGAGAGCGGGACUUCAGCUUGGUUAGUCAUCACAGCAGCUGUGAUGGAGGAAGACCGUGGAAAGGUCCCGCUACAAAGGCUAGCAGCCUAUAACUCUACGAAGGCAGCUCUGAAUUUUUCAUCAAUUAUAAGACAAGAGCUUUCCAAAUGGGGAGUGAAAGUUUCUAUCAUCCUACGAGGAUUCCGAACAAGUCUCAUGGGCACGAGUGACAUGUGGGACAAGAUGGAGAAGAAUGUCCUGGAUCAACUCCCCCAAGAGGUGCAGGAGGACUACGGUCAGGACUACUUGUUUCUCAACAAGGACUUCCUCCGGCUCAUGAGUGCCCAGUCCAGUCCGGACUUCACCCCGGUGCUGCAGGACGUCCAGCAUGCUAUUUCUGCUAAGAGCCCUUCUCCCUUCUACGCACCAGGAAAGCUGGCUUACCUGUGGGUCUGCUUUGCCUCCUUUUCCCCUACCUGCUUAUUUGAUUACAUUAUGCAAAAAACGUUUGGCCAAGGAUGCAUCAUGCCCAGGGCGCUAAGCGUGGCUGAUUAG